AUGGCCCAGCACUAUUUAUGGAUCUUGCUUCUUUGCCUACAAACCUGUCUGGAAGCAGCUGAAAGCAACACAAACAUCCUCACCGUGAAUGGGAUUCUGGGGGAGACAGUUACUUUCCCUUUAAAUAUCCAAGACGUACAGCAAGUUACCAUCAUUAAUUGGAGGAAUUCCAAAACAUCUGUUGCUGUUGUAAUGGCCCACUCAGACAAACCCCCACAAGUCCUUGUGACCCACCAAUAUUAUAAUCAACGAAUAAGCGUCUCGAGUCAGAACUACAACCUGGAGUUGAGCAAUUUGAGGAUGGAGGAUUCAGAGACCUACAAAGCUGACAUAAAUACAAACAACUCCAAAAAGGAGACAUUCACCAGGACCUACAAACUUCAAGUUUAUCGUAGACUUGGGAAGCCGAAAAUUACUCAGAGUUUAAUGACAUCUGAGAACAGUACCUGUAAUGUCACACUGACAUGCUCUGUGGAGAAAGAAGAAAAAAAUGUGACAUACAUGUGGAGUCCCACAGGGAAAGAGGGUAGCGUUCUUCAAAUCUUCCAGAUUCCCAAAAACCAAGAGCUGACUUAUACCUGUACCGCCUGGAACCCCGUCAGCAACAAUUCUGACUCCAUCUCUGCCCAGCAGCUCUGUGCAGAUAGCGCCAUGAGCAUCCAUAUGCACCACGCGAGGUGGCUAAGCGGACUGGUUGUGCUCUUUCUGGUGAUACUCAUCCUUCCUGCAGUGCUUGUGUUCCUGUUUUGGAAGAGAGGACGAGAUUCCUCCUUCAAGAUCCUCAAGAGUAAGAAGAAACCUGAUGAUGUCUCAAAGAACACAAUAUACACAUGUGUCACGGCUCCAAAGGAUCCUCAGCCAGCAGAGCUCAGAAUCUACGAUGAAAUCUCGCUGUGUAAGAUGGACAAAACCGUCAGCACCCAGGACAGAAAACCUCCUGGGAUUCCAAGCUAUGUAUCUGUGAUCUAG
Molecule: messenger RNA, 969 nt
Organism: Pipistrellus nathusii (Nathusius's pipistrelle)
Lineage: Eukaryota; Metazoa; Chordata; Mammalia; Chiroptera; Vespertilionidae
Source: the annotation of a GenBank genome assembly